AUGAGGUUCACCAUCGAGGAGAUCAACAACAGGACAGACCUGCUCCCGGGCAUCACUCUGGGCUACCGGAUAUUUGACUACUGCUCCGACAUCGGCAGCCUCCCCUCCGCGGUGGACUUAAUUGCCUGCGGUGAGGGUGACUCAGUGCGUCUCGGGGCCAACCAAUCGUGUCUCCCGAACGUCGUGUCCGUCUCUGGGUCAAUUGGCAGCACAGAGGCCAUCACUGUGUCCCAGGUUAUCCUCUCUAACAUGCUGCCUGUGGUGAACCAUGGCGCUUCCAGCGUGCAACUCAGCCACCGGCAGAAAUUCCCAUCCUUUUUCCGCACCGUUCCCAGCGACAAGUUCCAGGUGCAGGCCAUCAUCCACCUCCUGAAAGAAUUCCGAUGGAACUGGGUGGCGUUCGUGGGCAACAACAAAGACUACACGCUGGAUGCUCUGGAGGUCUUCCACGACGAGAUCGAAUCCGCAGACAUCUGCCUGGCCUACCAAGGGUUCAUCUCCGACACGGACGACGGCGCUGCUAACGACAAGGUGCUGAACAUGAUUCAGCAGCAGAAGAUCGAGGUCGUGGUGGUCGUUGGUCAUGAAGGACCUGUUAAAGCCUUCCUGAAGAAGGCUGUGCAACGGAACGUGCGGAAGAUAUGGAUUGGAAGUGAAGCAUGGUCCACCUCAACCCUGGAUCUGAUAGAAGAGAGCGACAUAGACAGGCUAGGCACUGUGCUAGGAGUGACCUUACAUCAGAAGACCGAGUUCAACCGCAGGCCAGUGGGCUCCUCACCGCCACAGUCCUCUCGUGGAUCUUGUGGUCAGAUAUGUGAGAAGUGUGGAGAGCUCACGGCAAAGGACGUCAACUCGCUGGAGUCAACAUUCAGUUUUAGUACCUACUCAGCAAUGUAUGCAGUGGCGCACGCCCUUCACAAAACCCUGUCUUGCAACCAGACAUCUUGUACAAAGUCAUCUGUUGAACCUUACAUGAUGGUCAAAGCACUGAAGAAUAUCACAUUCACAUUGUACAACCAGAGCAUAGAAUUUGAUGAGAAUGGUGAUCCACCAGCCAUCUAUGAUGUCGUGUUUUGGAACUGGACUUCAAAAACGAUUGACACAGUCGGAUCAUAUAACUCUAUGCUAGAGCCAUCCUUUUCUCUGGACCAGGACCUCAUUCACUGGCACAGUGGUAAAGAUCCUCCCAUAUUGAGGUGUUCUGCUGACUGUAACCCGGGGCAACAGAAAAAACAAACCAGCUUCCACAGCUGCUGUUUUGAUUGUGUCAACUGCACAGCGGGAACCUUCAUCAACCACACCACUAAAAACAAAUGCAUCCGGUGUCAAAAGCACGAGUGGUCGGGCAACGGCAGCACGUCAUGUCAGGAGCGCAGAGAGGUCUACCCGCACUUCGACGAUCCACUCGCCAUCCUCCUCAUCCUCGCCACCGCCGUCACCAUCCUGCUGUGCGGCGGCACGCUGACGCUUUUCGUCCGCCAUUUUGACUCGCCCGUGGUCAAGUCGGCCGGCCGCAAGAUGUCCCUGCUCGUGUUGGGCUUCCUGGUGCUGUCUUGCGUCAGUGUCUUCCUGCUGCUCGGGCAGCCGUCACACGUCAAGUGCAAGCUGUGUGCGCCCAUCUUCCUGGUCUUCUACACCGCCACGCUGGCCUGCCUAGCCGUGCGCUCCUUCCAGAUCGUCUGCGUCUUCAAGAUGGCCGCCAAGCUGCCCAAGGCCUUCGACUUCUGGGUAAAACACGGUGGCCGGUGGGUGAUCGUCGCAAUCUGCUUUGUCGUUCAGGUCGUGCUGAGCACGCUGUGGAUGUGGAUUGAUGGGCCUGUACCAAUAGAGAGGUACACUGAAGAGGAGAUAGUCUUCACUUGCACCUAUGGACAACACGGUCUGCUAUUUGCAAUGUUUACGGUGAUAUCGCUGAUCAGUUUGGUCUGCUUUGCGUUCAGUUACAUGGGGAUGGACCUUCCCAAAAACUACAACGAAGGGAAAGCCAUAACGUUUUGCUUGUUUAUUUUCUACGUGUCCUGGACUUUGUUUCUCACACUGUACUUUAUUGUAUCCCAGAAUGGCAAUUACACUUUGAUCAUGAUGGCGAUGGGCUCGUCCAUGCUCUCCAGCAUCUUUGGCGUCUUGUUGGGCUACUUUGGGCCCAAGUGCUUCAUCAUCAUAUUCAGACCCGAGCGCAAUACAGCCACCUACUUUCAGGCAGCCAUCCAGACGUACAACAUGCAAAUCAGACGAUGAGAAGGACACUAGGUCAAUAUUAGGUAAAAGUAAAAACUUGGUAGACAAGUAUGUACAUGUUUUGCCAGUUGCAGCAUGGACAAUCACUUUACAGUGUACAUUUAUUUU
This is a messenger RNA of Engraulis encrasicolus (European anchovy), 2346 nucleotides long. RefSeq names its product taste receptor type 1 member 1-like. Gene Ontology annotation, cellular component: plasma membrane. NCBI's taxonomy places the organism in Eukaryota, Metazoa, Chordata, Actinopteri, Clupeiformes, Engraulidae. The record is from RefSeq and is a predicted model, not a curated record. The transcript is spliced from 5 exons. Gene Ontology annotation, biological process: G protein-coupled receptor signaling pathway. Gene Ontology annotation, molecular function: G protein-coupled receptor activity. Bases 1 to 2238 code for a protein of 745 amino acids.